AUGGCCAUCCCCGGUUGGAAGAUAUCCAUUGGCUUCACAGAUCGAUUGACAGCCAUUCAAUCGCUAACGACUGCCUAUCAAAGAGCGUCAUCCUCCGCGGCCUUCUCCGAGGCCCAGUCGCAAGCCAGGAAAUUCGAGAGCGAAGCUUUCGACCAAGCUACCUCAAAGGAGCAAUAUGACACACUAUGUCAAGAGGCCAUUGACGCGGCAGAGAUCGCUGGGUCGACAGCUCCCAUCAUGGAUAGUCUAGAUCAGCCAAGUGCCAACUCCAACCCGGAGCACUGGGACGGAGGUGAGGCUAUUGGCCCUUAUCGGUCGUGCGUCCCUCAUUUCGAUGGCAUCCAUUCCAUGAUCUAUAAGUCCAGACACGCCGACGGUAGCCUAGUAGCGGUCAAGGUGACCGUACCUCAUUUAAUGACCCCACCACACGACGCUAAACGUGAGGCCCUGCUCCUGCGGGAGGCGGCUAGUCCUCACGUUGUAUCAUUGCGGGAGACUCUCAGUCUGGACGGAGGACGAUUCGUUCUCGUCUUUCCCUUCAUGAGAUACGAUUUCGAACAACUCCUUCGCCGAGAUGCACUAACCGCGACCCAGACCAAGUCUCAUCUGCGGGAUAUGUUCAGCGCAUUGGCAUAUGUCCACAAGCUAGGACUUGUGCAUCGCGAUAUCAAACCAUCCAAUAUAUUGCUCGAUUCUCCCGAGGGCCCCGCAUACCUGGCGGACUUUGGAAUCGCCUGGAAGGAGGGAAGCAUGGGCUCCGAGCCCGCCGACGAGAAGAUCAUAGACGUGGGAACCACAUGCUAUCGUCCGCCCGAGAUCCUGUUUGGUUCCAAGGGAUAUGGAGCCGCCCUCGACCUCUGGGCCGCGGGUUGUGUUAUGGCUGAAGCUGUAACUGUUGGGCACAAGCAACUAUUCGACUCCGGGCCUCUGGGAAGCGACUUAUCACUCAUUCAGUCUAUAUUCCAGACCCUUGGAACUCCAGACGAAGAAACUUGGCCGGAGACUCAAAGUCUUCCGGACUGGGGGAAGUUUCAAUUUUACGAGUACCCUCCCAAGCCAUGGGAUGACGUCCUUAAAGGAGCCUCUACCAAGAGCCGCGAUCUGGUGAGCAAGCUGGUGGUUUACGAGAGCAGUCAACGCCUUUCUGCUGAAGAGGCCUUGAAACAUCCUUACUUCUCGGCCUUUUGA
This is a messenger RNA of Aspergillus heteromorphus CBS 117.55, 1188 nucleotides long. Its product is annotated as putative cell division protein kinase (Ctk1). Gene Ontology annotation, molecular function: ATP binding; cyclin-dependent protein serine/threonine kinase activity. Gene Ontology annotation, biological process: protein phosphorylation. Bases 1 to 1188 code for a protein of 395 amino acids. Lineage: Eukaryota; Fungi; Ascomycota; Eurotiomycetes; Eurotiales; Aspergillaceae. The transcript is spliced from 5 exons. Gene Ontology annotation, cellular component: cytoplasm; nucleus. The record is from RefSeq and is a predicted model, not a curated record.